Messenger RNA from Staurois parvus, 534 nucleotides. The record is from the annotation of a GenBank genome assembly. NCBI's taxonomy places the organism in Eukaryota, Metazoa, Chordata, Amphibia, Anura, Ranidae.
AUGAAUCAUCAGAGGACUCACACGGGGGAAAGGCUAUUUAUGUGCUCAGAAUGGCACCAGAGGAUUCACACCGGAGAGAAGCCAUACCAUUGUUCUGAAUGUGAUCAGAAGUUUUCACGUCACAGUUCAUUCACUGAACACAAGAUGAUUCACACAGGAGUGAAACCGUAUCAGUGUACUGAAUGUGAUAAAUAUUUUUACCAAAAAGCAAAUCUUGCAAAACAUCAGAGGAUUCACACAGGAGAGAAGCCUUUCAGAUGCUCAGAAUGUGACAAGGGCUUCUCAGAAAUAUCCAGUCUUUAUAAACACAUGAGGAUUCACACGGGAGAGAAGCCAUAUCCAUGCCCUGAAUGUAAGAAAUAUUUUCGCAUUAAAACAGAUCUUACAAGACAUCAGAGGAUUCACACAGAACAGAAGCCUUUCAGAUGUUUGGAAUGUAAUAAGUCCUUCUCAAGCAUAUCUAAUUUUUCUCAACACCAGAGGAUUCACACAGGAGAGAAACCAUUUCAAUGCCCUGAAUGUAAUAAGUUUUAG